Molecule: messenger RNA, 648 nt
Organism: Hydatigera taeniaeformis
Lineage: Eukaryota; Metazoa; Platyhelminthes; Cestoda; Cyclophyllidea; Taeniidae
Source: the annotation of a GenBank genome assembly
AUGGCAUGGGUGGGAUGUGGAUGCGCAUUGGUAUGUCGAAAGAUCAGACGUCAUGUGCCACCACCAUUCCCCCACACUUGCAUUUCCAUCUCUCCACAUUCCUUCCCACUACCUCUCCCUCUCCUCCACUCCUCUGCUUCACAGCCUCACUAUUCCUCUAUCCCUCGCCUUCCUUCACAGGGUGCAUACUCAGGCGGACGUCUCGACGAGAACGGAUUGCGGGCCCUACUCAGUCGUGUCGUCUUUGUGCUCACCGAGUGUCACAGGUCAGAGGACUUCGUUCCUGCCAAACGACUUCUCACCACCUCCCUUGUCUACCACAUCGAAGGUACCCACCAUCUCCGUUCCUCUCAUCUCAUCUCAUCUCCUCUCCUUGCUCAUCCACCUUCCCCCCUCUCUUCAGCUCUACCCCCUCCUCCUACUACUACCACCACCACUACUACUACACCCUACUCCACUCCUCCACCUACGACUCCGAUCUCGUCUCUGACUCCACCUCUGUCACACGCAGUGUGUACCUACACAUCCUCACUCCAUCCUCUCCUCCAGCCACACUCCUAUUCCAAUAACAAGGCCUUUCAACACACCAGUCCGCUUCUCCCAAGCCUUCUCUGCUUCCAUCACCUCAACCACCUCUAUCCCAUUUAC